AGAUGAAAUACUUUGAGAUGAGGUUAAAAUAUAUGAAAAUUGUGAGUGUUGAAGGUCCACAUCAGUCAGCUGGUGGUCACACCUGCUUCCUUCACUCUUAUUACUGGUGCAUUCUUCUCUACUGCUAGUACCAGGUUUCACUAUGGCAUUAAGUCAGAAGAUUGGACAGUCUCUUCGACAUGUGAGGAGCCGUUUCCUGCAAACGUCAUGUGGACUAAGCAAACAAAUUAAUUAUGCAGAAGAUAUUGAUCCACAGCAGUUUGCACUUCUUGAUGAACCAUGCAUCUUAGUUGAUGAAAAUGACACAAAUAUAGGCUCAGCUUCAAAACGUGACUGUCAUUUGAUGCAGGAUGGAUCAAGCCUUCUUCAUCGGGCUUUCAGUGUCUUUUUGUUUAAUUCUUCCGGUGAACUUCUGGUGCAUCGUCGUUCAGAUGCCAAGAUCACAUUUCCAGGUCAUUAUACAAAUACCUGCUGUUCCCACCCACUCCACAUCCCUCGAGAAACUAUUGAAGAAAAUGCCUGGGGCAUCAGAAAUGCUGCUCAGAGACGCCUAGAAUUUGAGCUAGGAAUCCCACCAGAUCAGGCCAAGCCAGAAGCCUUUACAUACCUUACUAGGAUUCAUUAUGCAAGUCCAUCAGAUGGAAUGUGGGGAGAACAUGAGAUGGACUACAUUUUAUUUCUAAAAGGAGAUGUAUCACUUCAUCCAAAUGAGAACGAGGUGCAAGAUGUGAGAUAUGUGAAGCGAGAGAACUUUGAUAACUUUUUAUGUGGACUUCGGGAAAGUAGGAUUCCCCUUACUCCAUGGUUCCACCUUAUUGCACAAAAGUUUCUACCACUGUGGUGGAAGAACUUGGACAACCUCGACAAGUAUACAGAUCAUCACCAAAUACAUCGUAUGUUAGAUUAAGUUUUUAUUAAUUGGUCAUACAUUAUAUGAAUCACUGCAAUUAAAACAUUGAUCACUAAAUCAAAAAAAGUU
Messenger RNA from Cherax quadricarinatus, 979 nucleotides. RefSeq names its product Isopentenyl-diphosphate delta isomerase (gene Idi). Gene Ontology annotation, molecular function: isopentenyl-diphosphate delta-isomerase activity. Gene Ontology annotation, biological process: isopentenyl diphosphate biosynthetic process; isoprenoid biosynthetic process. The record is from RefSeq and is a predicted model, not a curated record. Lineage: Eukaryota; Metazoa; Arthropoda; Malacostraca; Decapoda; Parastacidae. Gene Ontology annotation, cellular component: cytoplasm.